CCGCUGCCGGCCAAGAAACCGCCAUGAAGUUUCGCGCCAAGAUCGUGGACCUGGCUUGUCUGAAUCACUUCACACGUGAGCUGGCAGGGCUGCGGGGAGCGAGCGGAGAGUGCGGCUGCAGCCCUGAGUCAGUAACAUGAUAGCCAAACUUGCCAAAACCUGUACCCUCCGCAUCAGUCCGGAGAAGCUGAACUUCAUCCUUUCGGACAAGCUGGCCAGUGGUGGGGUGAGCAUGUGGUGUGAGCUGGAACAGGAGAACAUUUUUAGUGAAUUUCAGAUGGAAGGAGUCUCUGCAGAAAACAAUGAGAUUUAUUUAGAAUUAACGUCAGAAAACUUAUCUCGAGCCUUGAAGACUGCCCAGAAUGCCAGAGCCUUGAAAAUCAAGCUGACUAACAAACACUUUCCCUGUCUUACGGUGUCUGUAGAGCUGCAGUUGUCCUCAUCCAGCAGUAGUAGAAUUGUGACCCAUGAUAUCCCCAUAAAGGUGAUUCCUAGAAGAUUGUGGAAGGACUUACAAGAACCCUCUGUCCCAGACUCUGAUGUCAGUAUUUAUUUACCAGCCUUGAAGACAAUGAAGAGUGUUGUGGAAAAAAUGAAAAAUAUCAGCAAUCAUCUGGUUAUUGAAGCAAACCUAAAUGGAGAUCUGAACCUAAAGAUAGAAACUGAGUUGGUAUGUGUGACAACUCAUUUUAAGGAUCUUGGAAACCCUAUAUUACCCUCUGAGAGUGUCUCUCAAAACAGACACCCAGAAGACAUGGUCGAGGUGCACAUCGACAUAAAGAAACUCCUCCAGUUCCUUGCAGGACAGCAAGUGACUCCCACCAAGGCUGUGUGCAAUAUUGUGAGUAACAGGAUUGUUCAUUUCGAUUUGCUUCUGGACGACAUCUCCCUUCAGUAUUUCAUCCCAGCCUUGUCCUAGCGCCAUCUCAGCAGACUUAGGAGCACAGAGACCUCUGUCGUGAUGAGAGAAGCUCUGGAUGGUGAGCAGGGCAGCUGCCCGUCCUCACAGCACCACAGGCUUGCACUCGACUCUCUCUCCAUGCUGGUGUAGGUACAAGUGGAAUUAGCGAAGCACAGUCAGACAAUCAUUCCUUCAUAUUUCUCAAGACCAGCACUUGUCCCCUUAUCCCCUGGGUCUAAGACAUGAAGAAGAAAAGAUGGAAUUUUUUUUCUAGGGUCUUUUGUUGUUUUGUUUUCCUUUGGUGUUAGAGAUGUGCUCUGCCACUGAGUGGCUCCCCAGCCUAUCUAAAGUGUGAGUAGCAGUUUGUCACUGAUGCUUCAAGCUCAUCGUGUGUAUAGCUUGGUGUUGCAGUCAGAAUUCACAGCAAUACUACUCAGCUAGUUCCCAGCUUAGUCCCUGAAAUGCUGCAGUUGUCUGCUUUCAGGUUUUCAGCAUGCUCAUCUCUCCCAACCGCCGUGUCUGGGAGCUCAGUGCAAACCAUUCAACCCCUCUGUCCCUGGCAGCAUGCCUGGUUUCUCACCAAUACAGCUACAACAUGUGGAGCCUUGCCCAACGUACUGAAGGUUCAAGUUCACUUCCUUCUCACUGCCUGAAGAACCUGUCAGCCUAGGGAACCUGCAGAGCCUCUCCUCUCAGCCUGGGGAACCUGCAGAACCUCACAGCCUGGGGAACCUGCAGAGCCUCACAGCCUGGGGAACCUGCAGAGCCUUUCCUCUCAGCCUGGAGAACCUGCAGAACCUCUCCUCUCAGCCUGGGGAACCUGCAGAACCUCUUCUCUCAGCCUGGGGACCCUGCUGCUCGGGAGCCUGAGAUCUUGAAGACUAGCAACCAGUUUCCAUCUUGAACUUGUCCUUCUGUAUACUUUUCGCUUGAGCCCACUUUGAUUUUAAGGUAUAACUUAUUUUACUUUUUUGUAGUGCUCAGGAUCAAAUCCAGGAAUGGGAACAUGUUAGACAAGCCCUCUGUGCCAAACUAUAUCCCUAGUCAUCUAAAUCAUAAUUCUGUAUAAUUCUUCCACAGUUUCAGAGUCACCUUUCUCUAAAGCACAUUGUGUUUUGCAUAAAGCAGCUGAAGCUUGGCCAUCAUAGGCAAGGCUGUGUUCUGCUCCUGUUUUGGAGCUGGCUCACCCUGGAGGAUGUACUUCCUCCAAAAACACCCUAGCAGGCUUCCUGAUUUAACUAGGUGUCAGGUGUCCCAUGAAGUGGCAUCAGAGACUGUUUCCAUGUCAGAGUUAAGAUCUAAGUUGCUAGGAUAAGAUUUUAAAAAGGCGUGCGGGGUGUUUAGGGAAAAUAUUGUUUCUUAAGCGCUGCAAGGAUAAUAUAUGUAGUUUAAGGUGGCCUUAGAUGAGCUGGAGCUAAUAUUGGCCUUGAACUGCUGAGCCUCCUACUCCCUAGGUGUUUAGAUGACAGAUAUGAGCCGCCAUGCCUCUAGCUCUAUAUUUAAUAAGAUAGAUUUAGUUAAACUAACAUUUUAAAAUUAGGGAUUUUUUAAAAUUGUUAAAGCAUUUCUUUGGUUCAUAAUGUGAGGCAGUCCAGGUGCCAUGAUAUAGCCUCAAAAUCAUGAUGCAAAUGAAAUUUCAGGAAGUUCCCUAUGAAGCUUCUUUUUCUGUCUAAGUGUCAGUGCCUCACUUGUCUCUAAGGUCCCCACUGUGCCACAUGCUGUUGGUGAUGACUUAGUAACUUAACAUGGGCGAGAAGAAGCCCUCACUGGCAGUCAGGGGGCUGUGGUCUUCCUGGUUCUUGUCACAACUUUCUGCAUAGUGUUCAUAGCUGUAUCUCACAGAUCUGAAGUAAAAGCAGGGAGCUCAGAGUGGGGUUAUAGGGUUUAGAGCUACUUUGUGGAACCUUGUCCUGAGGUGAGAGCAGAGUUUUGCUAUGUAUAGAAGAAGCAUGGUGUCUGAGGCUUGGAGGCAUUUCCCCUAAUUCCUAAGAAUGCUUUCCUGAAUGUUAGAACCAGUGAGGUACCCCCUGACCCUGCCUGCCAGAGCUCAGAACCCACAUCCCUGGUAACUAUGCCUUGAACUGAGAUUUAAGACCAUCCUAACAACGGGUCAAAAAUGCAGAAGAAUUCUUAAUGUAGCCAUUUUUGACAAUGUCCAAGCAGCCUUUUUAAUCCUGUGGGCAUCCCCUGGUCCAGCAAACACCUUCCUACCCAUCAGGUCUCCAGACUGAGUGCGUCCUGCCCUGCAUCCUGCCACAAAGAAACCUGCUCUUGGAAGCCUGAAAGGCGGUUCAACAUUAGUUUUGACUUGAGGCAGGAAUACUAGUUCUUCCACCAGAUGCAGUGGCCGAUGACAUAUUGGUAAAUGUCACCCAGUUGGUUGAGUGUCUGUUGUUUUUAAGAGACAAAAAUCUGUACUUUUUUAUUUUAAAGACGUUGGGAUAUCAAAGUGCACAGCCUAGAGGUUCUUCCUUGAUGGUUCAGUCACGCAGUCACCCCACCUUUCACUCUACGCCUUCCUCCUGGGCUACUUAUUAUUUACUCUCUGUUUCCAUACUCACUGGUUCUGGACAGCUUUCUAAGCUCCUCCCCAGGUGCCCAGGCCUCUGGUAACCACCAUCCUUUACUUUUGCUGUGAGGGCCCGAUGUGAGGUUCUUGACUCUCAUGGUUCUGUAUCAGUGUCUGUAUAUUGAGUACAUACAUACCUUAGCCUUCACAGCAUGGCUUUGCCCAUGGCUAUUUUUGUAUAGUGAGUCUGUCUAGAAAUUCUGUAUGCCUGCAUGCGCUGCAACCAUUGCAAAGCUUGAUGGCAUUGCCAUUUCCACGAGGGUGGACUUCUGCAUUUGUACUUCGACGGCAGUGAGGCUCAUCCCCCUCUCUUUUUUUUCCUUUUAAUGGCCCUGAGUAGUCUAGCUCUGCUCUGCUCAUAAUGUCCCAUGUGAAGAUACCAGACCCAAGCAGGUCUCCUACAAAGUCUCAGAAUGUGGGGGAGCAAAAUGCCCAGCUCCCACCUAUUUUUUCCACUAUAGAAUCAAAUACUGGGACUUUCUCCAUGUGUGGUCCUGUGAGUUUGGUAGAGCAGUCUUAGAGUUACCCUGUCUGCCUUUCUCCUCAUGGUUUUGCAUUUCUCUGUGGCCCAGUGGGUACCACAACUUCACUUUGGCAUUCAGGGGAUUCAGGGUGAUGACCUUGCUCUGGAAAGUUACUAGUUGGAUUAUGUGAUGACAUGGAGAAAUCCUAGAUUUCUGCUCCGCCAUUUUACUAAUGCCACACUCCAACUCUGCUUUUGUGUGGAUUCUGAUGGAGAAUCUAAAAGGGAACCUGGGCUUGUGGGUUUUCUCUAAGCAGUGUUCAACUAGGAGGUGAUAAAUUAGGAUCAUUUGCACAUUAGGGAAGGGGGUGUUAGCAGCACUUCCUGGUAUGCAGUUUGCUGUCUACUAUCUGUGGGAAAACUUGAAACUGCUCCCUUUGAUUAAUACUUAUGCUCGUAAGACUUCUUACACAGGUUAUAGUCAAAGCUGAGCACUGUUAUAAAUUAAGGAUUUCUUAAUGUGAAUGACUGGGGAAUUGGCAGGCGAUCUGAUCUGUGUGUGAUGCAAUGUCAUUUCCUAAUGCUACAGGACAAAGCACUAUAUAUAUGUAUGGUAACAAAGCCAGUGGGAUGUUGGUGUUCAGUGUGGCAAAGAAGACCAGGAAGUGUACAUCUAAACCCAGCUAGCUCUGGGUGGUUUUUAUUUCAGUGUUUUUAUAUGUGUGUGUUUUCUGGCAAUUUCGUAACCAACUUUGUAAUGAAAAUAUUUUUAUA
Molecule: messenger RNA, 4707 nt
Organism: Chionomys nivalis (European snow vole)
Lineage: Eukaryota; Metazoa; Chordata; Mammalia; Rodentia; Cricetidae
Gene: Hus1
Product: HUS1 checkpoint clamp component
Exons: 8
Coding region: 137-919 (260 amino acids)
Biological process (GO): mitotic intra-S DNA damage checkpoint signaling; telomere maintenance; double-strand break repair via homologous recombination
Cellular component (GO): nucleolus; site of double-strand break; checkpoint clamp complex
Source: RefSeq, a predicted model, not a curated record